CAAACAAACAAAAAAUUCCAUUCACCUCUACUGUAUAGAAGACAAAUACAACUGAAACUCUGCACACUAGAUGCGACCGGAGAGACCUCAGAGCAGCAUCAUGAUGGAAAGGAUCUUGCUGGGUGUCCUGUAUCUCUCAGGCUGGUCCAUCUUCUCCACAUGUCGUCUCCAUCAGUACCACUUUGUUGCUGAACCCAUGAAUUGGACUGAAGCUCAGACCUACUGCAGAGAGACAUACACAGACCUGGUCACCAUUGAAAACACUGAAGACAUGAACCAACUCAUCAACACAGUUUCAUCUGCUGGUUACAACAGUCAAGUCUGGAUUGGCCUGUACAGAGUCAUUGAUUGGAAGUGGUCAGAUGGGUACAGAGGGAGUGGAGAUGAAUAUAGGAACUGGAGAUCCAAUGAACCAGAUUUAGGGGCUGAUGAACUCUGUGUAGUGAGUAGAGGUAAAGAUCAGUUAUGGUGGGAUGAUUUCUGCCAAGUUCAAAAUGUUUUCAUCUGUUAUAAUGGAACACAGCUGGAUCCUCAAUUUGUUUUUGUGAAUCAACCAAUGAACUGGUCCAAUGCUCAGAGGUACUGCAGGGAGAACUUCACAGACCUGGCCACUGUAAGGAACAACACUGAGAACCAGGAGGUCAUGAACUUGGUGCCAGUACCAGUAAAGAGGUGGGUAGUUAAGCUGAGGAUGAAGGCGCAGGACUCCUCUGUGGAUCUCAAUGACCCUGCUGUGAAAGCAAACAUCCUGAAAAAGUUCCAGGACAGACUGAAGGAGCAAGGAGUGAGUGGAGUCACCCUGAAGUGGAGAGAACAGCCUGAUGGGAAAGUCUUCCACAAGGAGGGAAAAGAAGAGAAGAAGAAAAAUAGAAAGAACACUGAGCUCUGAAAUGAAAACCCAGCUUUACUUAUCUGUAAUCCAUGUUGAAUGUUGAUUCUCUAUCUGCUAACAAUACACUAUCAUCAGCUUAACUGUAACCUUGACUACGUCCUGUAUAGAAGAGUUUUAUCCUUCCUCAUCAAUAUUACUGUGUGAAGUGUUUCAAUCAAAGUCAAUUUUCUUCCAAAUAAAACAUAUGAGAUAAGUCUUUGGCUUCAAGUUUACAGUGUGUGAACCAACCUGAUAAAAGCAACAGACACACAGUUAUGGCAGUGAUUUAUUGCAGAAUAAUAAAGUAAUCUAGGUGAUAAUGGGAGCACUGGUAGUCUGCAAAGGCCUUCCAUCCAAACUUUUGAAAUCUGUAGACUUCUGUUGCUGCACUCAAACAAAAACACUUUAGCAAAAGGCAAGAGUACUAAGAAAAGACACAACUGACAAAUGUAUGAAAAAGUGUGAGUAUCUUAUAUAGAUAAUAUGAUAUAGGCUGAUAAUAUAGGCUGACACAGCAAAAUCUAUCCACUUCACAUUCCCUCCAUGACAGCCAGUGGAGGAAGAAGUUUUUACAUCCUUUACUUCAAAGCAGCAAUACUACAAUAUAACAUAAGUAUGAUGAGUAAAACGUAGUAGAAGUAUAACAAGUGAAAAUAGUGGUUGUGCAGUGACGUUAAUAUGACAUUAUUAGAUUAUUAAUACUGAUGCAUCAGUGUGUGAACAACAUUUUAUUGUUGUAGCUGGUUAAGGUGGAGCUAGUUUGAACUACUUUAUAUACAGCAAACUUAACUGUAGGUAGUUAAGUCCAGUGGUUCCCAACCUAGGGGUUGGGCCCCUCCAAAGGGUCCCAAGAUAAAUCUGAGGGGUCAUGA
This is a messenger RNA of Thunnus maccoyii (southern bluefin tuna), 1743 nucleotides long. RefSeq names its product L-selectin-like. The coding region runs from base 71 to 889 and encodes 272 amino acids. Lineage: Eukaryota; Metazoa; Chordata; Actinopteri; Scombriformes; Scombridae. The record is from RefSeq and is a predicted model, not a curated record. The transcript has 6 exons.